Manihot esculenta (cassava) is the source of this 1335-nucleotide messenger RNA. Its product is annotated as hypersensitive-induced response protein 1. The coding region runs from base 254 to 1111 and encodes 285 amino acids. NCBI's taxonomy places the organism in Eukaryota, Viridiplantae, Streptophyta, Magnoliopsida, Malpighiales, Euphorbiaceae. The transcript has 6 exons. The record is from RefSeq and is a predicted model, not a curated record.
AAAAUUUAUUUGCUGUUUCUGACGCGCUCUUUCGCGGAAAUUACACUUCUGUUGCAUCGAAUUUUCCUCGUUUCUGACAGUUUGAUUUCUCUCUCUCUCUCUCUCUUAUUUUCUUUGUUAUCGCCCUGUGCUUUCUCACCUCAAAGCGCGAUAGAAUGGUCCUGCCAUAAAGGAUAGUAUGCCUCUGUGACAAUAUUCCAACUUCCAAGCAUUCUCAGCAGAUCUUACUGAUGUUACUCGGUUUGAUUAGAAAAUGGGACAAGUUUUUGGUUGCAUUCAAGUGGACCAGUCAACUGUGGCUAUCAAGGAAACCUUUGGCAAGUUUGAUGAUGUGCUUGAGCCUGGUUGUCAUUGUUUGCCUUGGUGUUUGGGGAGCCAGUUAGCAGGGCAUCUCUCUUUACGUGUGCGGCAGCUGGACGUUCAAUGUGAAACCAAAACCAAGGAUAAUGUGUUUGUUACUGUGGUUGCUUCUGUUCAAUACCGGGCACUGGCAGAGAAGGCUUCAGAUGCUUUCUACAAGCUCAGCAAUACCAGAGAACAGAUCCAAGCCUAUGUCUUUGAUGUUAUUAGGGCAAGUGUUCCAAAGUUGGACUUGGAUUCAGCCUUUGAACAGAAAAAUGAGAUAGCAAAAGCUGUGGAAGAUGAACUUGAGAAGGCCAUGUCGCAUUAUGGAUAUGAGAUAGUUCAGACUCUUAUUGUGGAUAUUGAGCCAGAUGAGCACGUGAAAAGGGCAAUGAAUGAAAUCAAUGCAGCUGCUAGAAUGAGGGUGGCUGCCAAUGAAAAAGCUGAAGCGGAGAAAAUAUUGCAGAUUAAGCGAGCUGAGGGAGAUGCAGAAUCAAAAUAUCUGGCUGGUCUUGGUAUAGCUAGGCAACGCCAGGCCAUUGUGGAUGGGCUGAGGGACAGUGUUCUAGCUUUCUCCGUGAAUGUUCCAGGAACAACUUCAAAGGAUGUCAUGGACAUGGUUCUAGUGACCCAAUACUUCGACACCAUGAAGGAGAUUGGUGCAUCCUCAAAGUCCAACUCUGUUUUCAUCCCUCAUGGACCUGGUGCUGUGAGAGACAUUGCCUCACAGAUCAGAGAAGGUCUUCUUCAGGCCAACUCGACUUACUAGCAUUUCAAGUCCAUAUUGUGUUUGAAAAGGUGUGCUGGUAUUGUUGAAAGCUCUUUGAUCUUGCUUUCUCUACUUGUAUAUGCUACAGAAUUCUCAGUGCAUGUUCUUAACAGCCAGGUAAUCCCUGGAGAACAAUGUCAGUCUACAAGUAUGUAAUCACAGUACAUUUCUUUCUGUCAUAUGCAGUAUUAGUAGUGAAAUGAAUUGCCAUGUUGUUCAUAGAA